UGGUAGCUUUAAUCAAGUCGACGGCGUAGCGUAACGUGUAAUAGAUUUACCACUAUGCACACUUUCUUAAUUAACAUUUAAACAGCAUUAAUGUAAUGCGCUUGCUAUUAACCGCAUCUUAAUCUCUGUGGUGUACAAUAUGUAUAUAUCUUACUCGUACGAUCUCCGCGGUUUUAUUUUAAUAAAUUUUGCCAUAUUGAGUCUUUCUUUAUGGCCGCCGGUGGCUGCUUUUCCAGUCAACAUAACAGAUACAACCGAUCCCCUUCUGGAGCGGUACUGUAAUCAAGAGCCACUGAUUAUCGAGAAUGACAGAUACGGUGGCAGCUUCAUGUUAUUCAACUAUCCCGAGCAAUCCUGUUCGGUGGUAGUAACGAUUGUUGCGCCCCCUGCCAUCAAUGGGACCUGUAGUGUAUAUAUUAACAUCGUGGAAUCCACGAUGCCGGAAGAUGACGAAAUGAAAGUGUACCAGCACGUAGCGAACGGCAGCGGAUCGCUGUUGAAAGUCAUCCGCCACGAUGUGGAUAAUUCGGCCACCAGUGUGGGGCAGUUUCGGACGGCGAAUUUCCACCGCAAUGUCACACUGAUGCUGAACUUGACCCGCCAUGCAAAACCCGUCGACAAGAGCCAUCAGAUCAAAUUCCAAUAUACGCUCGUGAUUGACGAACCAACCGGCAACGAUACUACCGCGUGGACACGCUGUCGUGCGCUGAAAGGCUAUGUAUCACGCCAGCUGGCCUGUGAAGGACAGUGGAAAGAUCGUUUUACCUGUCCUACUGAGUUAAAGGCCGCUACCAACGGGAAUAAUCCAGCCAAGUACCAUGACGAAAGAGCAUGUACCGACGUCUCCAGUACUGAGCCGCAUCGUGAUGAUUUCAACGACAAUCAGACGUGGCUCAGUGCAUGGAAUGUGCGCAACCGCGUCAAAAAAGGGAAAGGCUAUACAGAGUAUACUGGACAACAGAAUGUGUGGGUCUCCGAAGGAUCCCUGCACAUGCAGGCCCGUACCAAAGUGGACAGCGCCUCCCAUACGACCUACGACGUUAGCCAUCUUAGUUCCGGCACGCAUUACAAUUUCACCUACGGUGAGGUCGAAUUCCGAGCGAAAUUACCGGACGACCCUAAAAUGUCGGUGGUUACAAUGUUGCGUUUAAUCGAUGCCGAGUGCCUUUUCGACAAGUCCCCGGCUUGUCCGCCGAGCGAACCAUGUCCGUGUCGUGAUCAAGCCAUCUCGGUGGCGGAUUUGCGGAAUGUGGAGCCUAAUCGUGUGGAUGUGGGCGUGAAUUACGGCGUGGAUAAGGAAAAAGCCUGGAUCCAUACCGGUCAAAGCAGUUUGCUGGAUGGACAGUUUCAUACGUUUAAAGUCCGGUGGAGCCGGGACAGUAUGUACUGGUAUGUGGACGAUGUGGAGAUCCGCCGACUGACCGAGGUUGUGAUGAUUCCGUCGGCGCCCAUGCAGAUCUUAAUUGAGCUGGUGAUUUUCCCGCAAGCGCAACCGGUGGAUGCCGAAGCGGAACUGCUGGUGGAUUAUAUCGCGGUGCGCAAGCUGAAUGCGCCAAAUUCAACAACGCCGAUUAUUGGAGUGGGUGCCUCGACGAGUUCCUCGGAGGAUGUGCAGUGGAAAAUGUGGGUGGCGUUGGCCGCGGUCGUCGCGCUGGUGUUUACGUUAUUCGGCGUGUGGUACUGGCGGCGUCGCUAUCCGCCGGUGAAUCCUAUGCGGCCGGCAUAUUCUCCCGAUGCGUUUUUUGAGGUCAUCCGCGAGGUGGACGAUGAAGUAGACGAUGCCCGAAAGAAGCACAUUAAAGAACUAUACAUUGCCUGGAAAAUACCACCACUUGCGGCUGGACUGAAAAUUCCCCGAACAUCACUCAAAUUUGAAAAAAAACUGGAUGAGGGUGAGUUUGGUGAAGUAUGGAAAGGGUUAGCGUACGAUUUAUCGGAAUGGCCAUCACCGUCGGUCGUGGCGGUCAAAUGCGUCAAGAACUCCGCUGAUGAUUAUCAGCAUAAACUGCUGAUGGAUGAGGUCACGGUGCACAGUAAAGCUGGACGGCAUCUAAAUAUCGUUAACCUUCUUGGCAUCACGUUAAGCGGUCAACUCCACAUAAUCCUGGAAUUUUCGCCACAUGGUAGCUUGCUGAAGUAUCUUCGCCUGCAUGGGAAAUUAUUCGAAGGGAAAACCGACGAAACUAAUUAUCUGAACGAGGGCAUGGUCAACUUUUCGAUUGCCGGUCGGGAACCGAAUGUCCCUCAGGAAUGGCCGCUCAAGACGGAAGAUCUGAUUAAUUUCACGUACCAGAUCAGCCGUGGCAUGGAGUACUUGGCGCUGCACAACAUCAUUCACCGCGAUCUGGCCGCAAGGAAUAUUCUAGUGUGCGAUAAUAAAGUGCUGAAGAUCUGUGAUUUCGGACUGGCCAAACAGAAAGCGGAUUACUACCGAAUGGCUGAAUCACAGAAUGCUAAAGUGCCCGCCCGCUGGAUGGCACCGGAAAGCUUAGAACAACGUAUGUUUUCGGAGAGAUCCGACGUGUGGUCCUUUGGUAUUGUCAUGUGGGAGAUCUUUUCUUACGGGGAGAUCCCGUACCAUGACACAAUCAAAAACCUGUCGUAUGAGGACAUUACAGCCGCUCUACGAAAAGGGCUGAGGUUGAAAAUUCCCUCCAAGUGCCCGGAAGAAAUGUUUGAAAUUAUGAGCGGGUGCUGGGAGUAUGAAGCGGAAAAGCGACCGAGCUUUAGCGCCCUCAGCCAAAAGGUGGAGCCGCAUGUGGGCAAAGAUGCACAGUGCGAGUACAUGGAUUUGAACAAGCAAUAUGUAGUGUUCAAUAUGAAGCACGCUGAAGAUUAUAUCGCAGUGGAUAGCAGCGAUUCGCAAUAAUUUGGUUCAGUACUGCUAUGCGCUUUUCAGAUUCAUGGUCCUAUGGUUUUUUUUUCUAUACUCUUAUCCUGUUUUGUACCUUUUCGCUUAUAAAACUGAUUCACGCAAAAAAUUUGUUUUUAUAAAUUACUGUCAAAUUAAGGCA
Paramacrobiotus metropolitanus is the source of this 3014-nucleotide messenger RNA. RefSeq names its product vascular endothelial growth factor receptor 1-like. Gene Ontology annotation, biological process: multicellular organism development; cell surface receptor protein tyrosine kinase signaling pathway; protein phosphorylation. The record is from RefSeq and is a predicted model, not a curated record. Gene Ontology annotation, cellular component: signaling receptor complex. Gene Ontology annotation, molecular function: hydrolase activity, hydrolyzing O-glycosyl compounds; ATP binding; transmembrane receptor protein tyrosine kinase activity. NCBI's taxonomy places the organism in Eukaryota, Metazoa, Tardigrada, Eutardigrada, Parachela, Macrobiotidae. The coding region runs from base 140 to 2869 and encodes 909 amino acids. The transcript is spliced from 9 exons.